Messenger RNA from Hydractinia symbiolongicarpus, 1958 nucleotides. RefSeq lists its product as uncharacterized. The transcript is spliced from 3 exons. Bases 144 to 1847 code for a protein of 567 amino acids. The record is from RefSeq and is a predicted model, not a curated record. NCBI's taxonomy places the organism in Eukaryota, Metazoa, Cnidaria, Hydrozoa, Anthoathecata, Hydractiniidae.
CUUCUGGAGAACAAGCUACUUUGAACGUGAGAAGAUCCAAGAACUUGAAUGAGAUUUUGGCAUAUCUUGGAUGGAUCGAUAGAAUUAAAUUAAAACUAAUCGCGGGAAAAAUAAUCGCGUUGGUGAAUUAACGAAUUCUCAAAAUGAGCAGCGGAAAAAGGCGAAGAGUAUUUAGCAGAAUGGAGAUAUUCAAAGAUGAGAUUUAUGUUACUUGGAAUGAAGGCGCCGAAAACGUUAUAAAUUCUUUGCACGAUUAUUUCAUGCAAGCUAAUCGCAAUAUCGAAGUUCAUUUAUUUCUCCAUCGGAAUAAAUUCAACGAGAAUGACAUUAUAGAAUGGCCAGACAAUUUUACUUUCCACUUUUCUUCGACUGGUUCGGAUAAUGCUCUGCAGACUUCAUUGAUUGCCUACGUACUGGAGAAAUUCGAAGGGAUUGCUGACACGCUAAACAAAGUCGACAUUCCGCGUAAAAGCAAGAUAUUUUUUAUCCAAAAAGCAACCAAUCAAUUUGAAGAAUUAAAAUCGAUGCUUACCAGGUUACCUCUUAUAACAGAAGCUUUCAGUUUUAAACUUUUGGCGUUGAAUAACGAGAAAGGAAAGAAUUUCUUGUUUGCGUUCAGUGAAAAAAAAAGCCCGGGAAGAAAAGAGAAGAAUAGAACACAAAAUGGCAGCCAUCUUUCGCCGCGCUCCAUCUCAGAGAAUGGUUUGAUCGAACUUAACAAUACUAGUCCAAGAACGAUCCAAUAUGGCCGACGAGCAUCGGAAAUGUCAGAGACAAGACAAGGAGAAAGAAAAACUUUUACCGGGAGCUAUUCAAUCCCUUCUUCUCCGUAUCAUUCGAGCGAAUGUGCACAUUGUGACCGUAGAAGAGGAAGCAAUCCAGUUAUCGACUCUACGGGGAAGCGUUACUAUUGUUUAGGUUGUUUCCUAGAUGGAAAAUAUGAUGUUGAUCUUUGCAAGAACUGUUUGCGACAAAAACAUUUUGAGAUGUCCGACAAAUCAACGUCAAUCGAUCGUCAUUUACUGCAAAGAAAUAAAAUGCUGCAGUACAACGAGCCUGAAACCAUGAAAGUUAACGCAGCUACAAGCACGACAAUACCCGUCACAAGUGUCAGUGUGUCGUGUCAAACCGACGACAAUGAUUUCCUGGAUGCGAGCAGACUAAAUGGAAGUGCGGAUAAAGAGUUACAAGAGAAGUUUUACACUUUGAUGGGAAAGAUAGAAGCAGAUCAAAACGAUAUUCUUUCAUCCACUCAAAAUAAUAACGAUGCCGACAAAAAUUUCAUUCCGCUGGAUGAUCAAUUGAGUGGUCAUUUUAAAGAUGGCACAACUAUGAUUCGAAAAUCAUCGGGAUUCAGAGUCACUGACGUCAUCAGGAAUCCGAAAACAAAUAAGUAUCACUGCCCGUAUUGCGUUACGAAAACGUUUGCGAAGCAAGAAAUAUUUGAAGUUCAUUUGAGAAAUGUGCACAAAAAAUGUAACUGCUCGUGCGAACAUUAUUUCGUGUCUCGGGAGGAUUACCUCGAUCACUUCUACGAAGUUUUCCCGCUCUUUUGCUUUGAGUCCAGGAAAUGUCCAGAACGAUUUCGAUCGCUACAUUAUCAAGCUAACCAUCAUGCACAAGCGCAUUAUUCCCAGAAGCCUUUCCAUUGUGUACCUUGUACAUACGAAAGGCUAUCUUCGAAUAUAUCAAGGAAAGUUUGUUUUAAGGAUUUGGAGAGUUUGACAGCGCACGGGAAGGACAUGCUCCACGACGAAGAAGAAAUGUUUUUGAAGAUUAAAGCAACGGAACAGAAUGGAAAGCUUGCUCUGACAGGACGCGCGAACGCUAUUAACUUUUCUGGAUGAAGAGAAGUUUGAAACUUUUAAGUGCAACAAAUCUUAUAUACCAUCCACAUUAGAACCGAGAAAUCUGCCUAAAGUUUAUUUAAUAAGACGAAUAUAAGACUUAUUAGACAA